UUUUGCAUGGAUCAAGCCUAGUCACGUGACCACAAGAAGUGUAGACACAGAAAAAACAUGGCCGACAAAACUGGUGGAAUCAAGCCUCUUGCCAAGAGCAAGGGGCUUAGUGAAAGUAAACUUCGGGCAUUCGACAUUGGAAACAUGUCCUUGGGCACUAAGUCACUCUCAAAACGAGAACUGGAAGAGAUGAAAAGAAAGAAAGAUCAAGAAGCCACAGCUGCAGUCUAUGAAGAGUUUGUGGCUUCUUUUGAAGAUUCAAACAAGUUAAGCAAAGCAUGGGUGAAAGGAGGUGUUGUAAACCCAGACAAAAAGAAAAACGAGAAAGAAGGAACGAGCAGACUGUACAAACCAGUGUCAAAACUGUCGUCAAUAUUUUCCUCCCCUAAAGAGGUGAAGAAGGAGGACACACGGACAGAGGAAAAACCCCAGAAACCAAACUUUGGAAAAAAGAAAAAGGAGGAAAAGAAGAAAAGUAACCUGGAGCUUUUCAAAGAGGAAUUGAAGUCCAUCCAAGAACUGCGAGAGGAACGUCAUGCUUUGAAAAGGGCUCGAGGGGAGACCAUUGGGCCGGAGGAUGCAGACGCUCUGAUACCCCCAAGUCUCCGAGGCGCUCCUGAGUAUGAGACAUCGGGGGGAGGAGGAAGUCACCCAAGAGGUGGAGGCUUUAAUUAUGUAUAUGGAAUGAACGACACUGGCGAUGAGAAUACAACCAACAUCUACGUGGGCAACAUCAACCCAAAAAUGACAGAGAAGGAGCUUUGUGAGAUUUUUGGCAAGUAUGGCCCCCUAGCUAGCGUCAAGAUCAUGUGGCCGCGCACGGAGGAAGAGAGGUCCAGGGGCAGGAACUGUGGCUUCGUCGCCUUCAUGAACAGGAAAGAUGGGGAGAGAGCCAUGACCGUGUUGAAAGGCAAAGAGGUCAACGGCUUUGAGAUGAAACUGGGCUGGGGCAAGGCUGUACCCAUCCCCCCUCACCCCAUCUACAUCCCACCGGCACUGGCUGAGCUGACACAGCCCCCACCCCCCUCUGGCCUGCCAUUCAACGCACAGAUAAAAAAGCGGAAAGACCGCGAGGAUGAAGAUCAGCUGGAGUUACUCUCGGAGAAUCCAGAGGAGCUCGAGAAGACGUUAGCGAAUGCAGUUGUGAAAGUGGUAAUCCCCACAGAAAGACAACUGCUGGCUCUGAUACACCGAAUGGUGGAGUUUGUUGUUCGCGAGGGACCCAUGUUCGAAGCCAUGAUUAUGAACAGAGAACUGAAUAACCCGUUCUUCAGAUUUCUGUUUGAGAACAAGAGUCCAGCGCACACAUAUUACCGAUGGAAGUUGUACUCUGUCCUCCAUGGUGACACUUGUAGCAAAUGGCGAACAGAAGAGUUCCGCAUGUUCAAGGGGGGCUCCAUCUGGCGGCCACCGCCCAUCAACCCCUUUACUCAAGGCAUGCCCGAGGACUUGGUUAACCGCGAGGCCAACUCGGAGUUUGAGGUCAUUCUGCGCAAAGGGAAGCUCACCAACAGCCAGAGAGACCGGUUAGAAGACAUGCUUCGAGAGUUAACCCCUGAGCGGUCAAAGGUCGCCGACGGAAUGGUGUGGUGCUUGGAUCACGCGGAGGCAGCUGAAGAGAUAGUGGAGUGUAUCUCAGAGUCUCUCAGUAUCUUGCAAACACCGCUGCCUAAAAAGAUUGCUCGUGUUUUCCUUGUGUCGGACAUAUUGUUCAACAGCAGCGCCAAAGUUCCAAAUGCUUCAUUCUUUAGGAAAUUUUUUCAAGGAAAGCUGAAGGAUAUUUUCAAAGAUGUCAACGAGUCGUAUGAGAAAAUUGAGGGCAGAUUAAAGGCGGAGCAAUUCAAGCAAAAAGUGAUGAACUGUUUCCGUGCGUGGGAGGAUUGGGCCGUCUACCCAAACGAUUUUUUGAUCAACUUACAGAACAUCUUCCUGGGACUUGUGGCGCCUACUCAGAGGGAGGAGCCCCAAGAGGAGAAAGAUGAGGAAUCUGUGGAGGUGGAUGGGGCGCCCCUGGAAGAUGUUGAUGGCAUUCCACUGGCGGAGAAAUCCUUGGUCGCGGACGUUGAUGGGGAGGAGCUGAAAGAGGAUGUGGAUGGGCUGCCCUUGGGAGAGGUUGACAUUGACGGCGAGCCUAUCACCCCCAAGAAGUCAGUGGCCCUGGCGGCCCCCGCCCCCCAGCCGGCCUUUAUCCGCUCCAAGUGGGAGGAAGUGGACGAGACUGAACUGGCAGCUCAGGCCAUGACCACAUCCAAGUGGGAGAUGCUGGAGGCGGAGGAUGAAAACAACGUGAAUGAUGCUGGGGAGGACAUUGAUGGCCUGCCGCUGGACGACCAGCAGCAGCAGCAGUCUAACCUCCAGUCUGACGACAGCGACAACAACAGCGAGGCGGGCUCCUACAGUGCGCUGCGAUCUUCCAUACCGGACAGCGCCAUCGCCAACCUCAAGUACAGCCAGAUGUCGGAGGAAAGGAGGCAGAAACUGCGGGAGAUUGAGGUGAAGGUCGUUAAGUAUCAGGAUGAGCUGGAGGCUGGGAAAAGAUCUCGUAAGAUGGGCCUAGCCAUACCAGAGCAGAUUGAGCAGUACCGCAGGAAACUACACAGGAAGUUCCUGGACCCAAUGGACUCCCCUCAGACGGACCGUGAACGAAGCGACAGUGCGGGCAAGAAAAGGUACAGGUCACGGUCAAGCUCUCCACUGCGCAGGGAUAGGUCAUCUGACCGCUCAGACACACCCAAGAGGAAGAAGAAAGACAAGGACAGAAGCCCGAAACGUUCCAAGAGGUCACGGUCAAGGUCAAGAUCACCAAGGCGUGGAGGGUCUCGGAGUCCAGGGAGAGAGAGAAAGAAGCACAGGUCACGCAAGCACAGAGAUUGAAAGCGUUACUGUUUGUAGUGUACUUUGUAAUAAAGUGUUAAAUGAUUGCCUGCAAAGUUGGGCCGAGAGUCAAAUUAAGAAAAGAUUUUGAGAAAUGUGUCAGGACACAAUAUAUUUAGGCGCUUGUCAAGUUUUGGGUAUAUGGAGUUAUUGGUAUCACCCGAAAACAUGUUCUUUUGUCUUGCUUUUGAUUUUAAAAGAUACCCAUAUCUGUCAUGAAUAAAAGUCGAAAUGUUAUCUGCUAUUAAAGGAGGGAGGGGUUGCUUGGUGUGAGAAGUAAAAUUCACUAGAAAAUAGCUGACAAAGUUUGGCAACUUCCAAAGCUUGCUUGUCUUUGAAAACAGCAAAUUUGCAUUUUUUUAUGCCUUUGAUCAACAUCAACUUUGUCUGUAAAAUCCACACAGGAAUAUGUUUAUAAAUAGACAUGAAUGUGUCGAGCCACGAAAAAAAGGUUUGAUAAAAAUUAACCAAAGGGUUGAAAAAAGCAGUUUUCUACGAUUUCAUUAUUUUGACAAGCAUCUAUUUCACAAUGAUGCCACACAAAUGAUUCUGUAGGCUGGUUUCCACCUAAAACUUGCCCAGGAGAGAAUUGCAAGAUAGUGUCAGCAGUGGAUGGAUGUGUGGUUGCCAGCAAUUGUGGCCAAGACAUUGAAUUGUGUAUCUCUGUAAAGUAUGCUUGGUACAUCAGUGGUGUGGUAGUUUGUCUUUAUCUGGAAGUGAGUGGAGGUCAGUGCAGAUUUUCAUAAGCAUAAGAUUGCCGUGGUCUCAUUUUGAUGUCUUGCAAUGUUGCAAUGAAUGGGGUUGUUAGAUUAAAGAAUUUUGUUUUUAAAGACAAGAUUCAAUUAUUUUUUUUUAUAUGGGGAGAAAGUGUCACGAGUUUUUAAAUUCUAUGAUUACUCCCUUUGUUGAUUGCUAUUUUUAGUAUAUAUAUAUAUAUCGAUUAUUGCAAGGGAGAACCUCUAUAUAGGAAGUCUGUAAGAAGGCACACACAGAAUGGACAACAUGAUUUUUGUAUCGUGCCAGUGGUUUUAAAAGAGUGCCUGAAUUAAUGUGAAGCCAUAGUGUAAGUAAAGUUAUGGUAAUGUGUUCGGAUGCUGCAAGACAAACGCUCAACGUGAACUUCUUGAGAACUUCUCUUGAAAAUGAAUGUGGAAUGGAAGAGGAUGUCUUUUGUACUUCUGAAAAUGCAGAAGUUUGUAAAAUAAUGUAUCUAGUGAAGACCCAAGUUGUCAUUUGGUAUGAGGAGAAGUUUGGAUCAAACGUGUGGAGAUUGUUAUUAUAACAUGUUGUGAGACUGUUUUGACGUACAUGGUACUGUUUUGACUUGUGUAAUGACUGUUGCUGUUGCUCAUCAUGUGGUUAGAGUUUAGUGACUGAGCUGGCAGUGUGGUCUGUGCUUGGCAGGCUGUUGUUCUUCCUUGUUUUGCUCUGGUGAUAAGAGACUUGUGUGUGCUGUGUUUUUGUGUGUGAACACUGUAUAGGUCAAGUCACAUUUGAUUAAAGGAAAAAUGUUUGGUGUCUUCAGCCUUGCUGUAAGCAUUUGUAUUUUGCACAGCUGUGUUACUGAUUCUGACCACCGAUUGCAUGUCUGUUUAGCUGCAGGUCUUGAUUGUAAUGCUUGCACAAGAGCUAGAUCUGAAUCUCCUUGAAUGAAAUGACUGAAUUAGACUGAGAGCUGCUCUUAUUGUGUUUUUGUUCACAUGUCGUAUUGAAAAUAAAAACAGCUAAAUACUUGUAAACAAACA
Molecule: messenger RNA, 4619 nt
Organism: Aplysia californica (California sea hare)
Lineage: Eukaryota; Metazoa; Mollusca; Gastropoda; Aplysiida; Aplysiidae
Product: U2 snRNP-associated SURP motif-containing protein
Exons: 24
Coding region: 58-2874 (938 amino acids)
Biological process (GO): RNA processing
Cellular component (GO): nucleus
Molecular function (GO): RNA binding
Source: RefSeq, a predicted model, not a curated record